Messenger RNA from Fundulus heteroclitus (mummichog), 5513 nucleotides. RefSeq names its product zinc finger, MYM-type 2 (gene zmym2). Gene Ontology annotation, molecular function: zinc ion binding. Lineage: Eukaryota; Metazoa; Chordata; Actinopteri; Cyprinodontiformes; Fundulidae. The record is from RefSeq and is a predicted model, not a curated record. Bases 122 to 4267 code for a protein of 1381 amino acids. The transcript has 25 exons.
AUCUCUGUAGGGCUCGCUGAAGAGGUCUGCGCUCUAGUGCGCACGCGCUCUUCGGAUUAAUGUCAGGGCACAAAACUGGCGCUACAACGUUUCCAGCUCUCCUCCGGUGGUUGCCUUAGUGAUGGACGGGGAGUCAGAGCCAAACCCUGUUGUGGCCGAGGAAGUAGAGGAGAGGGCGGAGCUCCUCGACGCCACUCCUUCCUCCCCGCAGCCGUCCCCGCCUCCCGCUGAGGAGUCUGGGGAGCCAGUAUCCAUGGAAACGGGCGAUGAAGCCACAAAGGAGGGCGGCACGGAGGACAACGACGACGACGUGGUCCUUGUAGAAGAGGAGGCGGCCGGGAAGCCCGCCCCCUCUCCAGGCGAACCCAACGCGGAGAGCGCCGAGCAGUCAGCUGUUGAGGCUGCAGAUGCUGCAGCAGAGGACACAGCAGCGAUGCCUUCCAGGAGCCCCGACUCUCCCCCGUCUUCCAACGAGUCCGUGACGGCCCAGAAGCCUCCCCCCGCAGCGCCAGAGCCCAUCGUCAUUGAUGACGAGGAGGACUGUGAACAGAAAGAGACCUCUUCCCUCUCGCCUGUGCCCCCCGGGGACUCCUCUGCGUCCCACUCACCCGGUACCCUCAGCAACAACGAUCCAGAUUCAGAGAUCCGGAUCUCCAGCGUUACCACACUGGGCUCCGACAACCAGAGAAGCUCUGCGGUUUCCGCAGCAGGCACGCCGCCACAUCCAGAGGAUGCCCAGGCAGACAUAAACCUGAUGAUAACGUCUGUGACGUCCCUCCAAGGCGGAGCAGCAGCUGUUGUGGAGGCAGGCGAAAACGAGACGGAGGAGAACGGUCUGCAGAUCAGCAGUGCCUUCAGUCUGAAUCCUGAAACCCCAUCUGCUCGACCCACCACCUCCUUUAACCCCGGCCGAGGCUCCGGCUCCGCCAGCCAGCUGGUUCAGAACGGGGAAACGGGGACGCACAAAGGAGCAGACUCAUGGAUCUCUCAGUCGGCCUCAGUUCCCCGCAACCAAAAGCAAACAGGGGUGGACUCCCCAUCGCCUGCCACCUCGCUGACCAAGCCUGCAGGCCAGUCUUCCUCCUCUACUUCCUCCUCAGGCUCCCAGACUCAACCCCGGACAGUCAAGGUGACCUGUGCAAACUGUAGAAAGCCUCUGAAGAAAGGCCAAACAGCCUACCAGCGAAAAGGCUCCUCCCACUUGUUCUGCUCCACCACUUGUCUCUCCGCCUUUUCACACAAACCUGCACCCAAGAAGACCUGCACCAUGUGCAAAAAGGACAUCACACACAUUAAGGGCACCAUUGUGGCCCAGGUAGACUCUAGCGAGUCUUUUCAGGAGUUCUGUACGACUGGCUGCUUGGGUGCGUACGAGAACAAGAACAACCCGCCUAAAACAGGCCUGAAAAACAAAUGCACCGUCUGCGGAAAACUCACAGAGAUCCGGCAUGAGGUUAGCUUUAAAAAUGUGACCCAUAAGAUCUGCAGCGACACGUGUUUCAACGUUUACCGCAAGGCCAACGGGCUGAUCAUGAACUGCUGCGAGCAAUGUGGCGACUACCUGCCCAGUCGGGCUUCGGCCAACCACUUCCUGCUGGUCGACGGCCAGCAGAAACGCUUCUGCUGCCAGAACUGCAUCAGGGAUUUCAAACAGGCCCACAGUAAACUUGCCAGCUGUAUGACUUGUAAAACACUAAUCAAGACCGGCGAGGUGCUCCAAAGCCUCGGAUCAGGCGGCUCCAUGAGCUCCUACUGCUCCGUCAGCUGUAUGAACAAGGGCAAGCUCACAUCACUCAUCAACAAAGAACCUACGUGUCAUUUCUGUAAAAGAAGCUCAUUACCGCAGUACCAGGCCACGCUGCCAGAGGGCAGCAUCCUCAACUUCUGCAGCUCCCAAUGUGUUACCAAGUUCCAGAAUACAACCCUUCAGACCACCACCAAUGGUCAGACGCCCCUCAGCAACAGCUCUGUCCAGCUGAAAUGUAACUACUGCCGAGGAGCCUUCAACUUGAAGCCUGAAAUUCUGGAGUGGCAGGACAAGGUGUAUCAAUUUUGUAAUAAGACAUGUUGUGAGGAUUACAAGAAGCUCCACUGCAUUGUGACGUUCUGUGAGUACUGCCAGGAAGAGAAGACCCUUCAUGAGAUGGUCAAGUUCUCUGGUGUCAAGAGGCCCUUCUGCAGCGAAGGGUGUAAGCUACUGUUUAAACAGGAUUUCAUCAGACGGCUGGGGCUCAAGUGCGUGAGCUGCAACCACUGCAACCAGCUCUGCAAGAGAGGCAUCACCCGGGAGCUCGGCGGCAUGACCCGCGACUUCUGCAGCGAGGCGUGCGCCAAGAAGUUCAACGACUGGUACUUCAAGGCUGCAAGAUGCGACUGCUGCAAGGUGCAAGGAAACCUGACCGAGUCUGUGAUGUGGAGAUCAGAGAUGAAGCAUUUCUGCGACCAGGAGUGUCUGUUGAGGUUCUACUGUCAGCAGAACGAUCCCAUCAUGGUGACGCAGAAGGGACCGGAGAACACCACGUUGGGUAACGAGAUGCAAGGAGCAAAAGCUGGGCUGGUGAAUCAGGGUGCUGUGGCAUACUCCAGUGGCGGCGUGAUUCGAGAUGUGAAGAACAAGGCGGUGCUCUGCAAGCCCCUCACCCUGACCAAAGCCACCUACUGCAAACCACACAUGCAGAGCAAACAUCUACAGACGGAUGUAGAUGAUGGCGUGAAGAGGGAGUAUAUUCCUGUCCCCAUACCUGUGCCCGUCUUCAUCCCAAUGCCCAUGAACAUGUAUGCCCAGGUCACCCCUACUCCAGUCUCUAUGCCCGUACCGGUUCCUGUGCCUGUGUUUCUGCCCACCACCCUGCAGGGGGCAGAACAGAUUAUUCAGACCAUGAAAGAUCUGAAAAGCGAGGUGCCCUCUGAUACCGUGGAGGCCGAUGUGAUUAUAAAAGAUGACGAGAAGCCAGACGUGAAGCCAUUGAUAGGGAAGAGGAAGCGUGUAAAAGAAGAGUCCUCCGGCUGUAGCUUCGGGGAAGAGGAGCACGUGAAGGAAGAAGAGGAGGAGGAGGAGAAGUACGACCCCGACCUGGACCUAGAGGCAGACUUCCCUCAAGCCUCAGAGCCUGUUCCGGUGCUGGAAGGAAUGGACGAGGACAUGGGCUUUUCUUUGCCUCCCGUCCUAGCAGAGGAGAAAGAGGAGCCGCAGGAGUCUGGACCUCAACCAAAGCCCAGGAAACUGGGAAAUAAGAGGCAGGCCGUGGAGGAUUUGCCUUCAUCCUCUCCAUCACAUCCAAAUAGCAACCUAGAAGGCAGAUCGCUGCCCCUUAAAUCUCGCUACGGCAUCAAUGCCUGGAAACGCUGGGCGCUGUCCCUCUCCGACCAAUCAGAAGACACCAAAGAAAAGGAUACCUCCAAACAAACACGGUCGAGAAGUAACCUGCUGUCGUUGAACGCAGACGAGCUGAAUGUUGCUCUGUCGCGAUUCGUCAGGGAAGUCUGCAGGCCCAACGGGGAGCGCUACUCUCCAGACAGCAUCCUCUACCUCUGUCUGGGAAUCCAGCAGCAUCUUAACGCCAAAGGCCGGAAGGAUGAUCUGUUCAGUGACCCGUGUUACCAGCAGUUUGGAGAGGAGCUCAACAAGGUGCUCAAAGACUGGCAGCCCAGCGUGCUUCCUGAUGGCGCACUGUGGGGUCGAGUGGAGGAGCAGAGCCUGUGGAGCAGUCAGCACCUCGGGGGGCAGAGUCCAGCCUCCCUGCUCCGCUCUCUGGUUUACCUCAACACCAAAUACUUUGGCCUGCGCACCGUGGAGCAGCACCUGCGCCUCUCCUUCGCUAACGUUUACGGGCCCGACACCAUCCAUCCUGUCAGCAAGGAGAGCACCAUCUGCAUCCGCGUGCCCUCCAUCUCUCAGGACCACCAUGGCGAGGUGGAGGCAGAAUCCAGGAAGAGGAAGCGGCAGCUGAACGAGGACGGACCGGAUGAAAACGACGGCUCUGUUUGCUGCCCAGUAAAGAAGCACGAGUGUCGUCUCUAUGAGCUCUAUAGAUCCAAGUGUCCGCCGUUGCUGUGGGAACGCCUCGACGUCUUCUACGUCCAGCCGGAUCCCGCCUGCAGCCCCAGCGACCCGGUGUGGUUCAGCUCGGCUCCCCUGGAGCGCCAGAUCCUAGAAAGCCUCCUGACUAGAGUCCUCCUGGUCAGAGACAUUUACACAGACAAGCCACUCCUGGAGGAAGAUGACGACGACGAAGAGGACCACGGGGAAGAAGUCGGAGGAGAGUAGCGUCGGCUUGAACUUUGUUUAGUAGAACCUGAGAAGAACGCGUAGGGUAACCUAGUAGUACAUGUCCCCUUUAUCCUCGUCUCUUCACCGACUUUAGUGACUUAUUGUUUCCUCCUGGCGAGGGACACCCACAGCAAGCAGAGGAUGCUUACAGUGGUGGUGAAAAGCAGCCCAGACUUUUGCUUCUGCCUCAAAAAGGAAUGCAGACGACAUAACCUUUGAUUUCAGAAGGUGGUGGAAAAGCACGGCCACGUAGGAGAACCAAGAGCAACGACUUUAUGAUAUAAAGUAGUGAGCUGGAGCUUCUUCAGACCAUGAGAUGCGCCCAAACAAGAGUUAGAGAUGGGUGUGGGUGUGAAGGGAUAUCAGGAUAUUUUUCAAAAACACACUUCUGAGAUGCAGGUUUUAGUUUUCAGUCCAGCAGCUCGGAGAUAUAGGAAACAAACCAAUCAUCCCUCAGGCCGCCUCCAAAAAGGGAAUCACUGUUUCACGUUCACGUCCUUUUUACCGUCACUGGGUGGAGAGCAGAAAGCAGCACAUUGGGUACAAGAGAAGUGAAUGAGUUCAUGCUAAAAACCAGCAACACACAAAGAAAGUGUGAGGAGAGUACCACAAGGUGAAGGGGGAGAGAGAACCACGUUCUCAGUUCAGUAGGGCCCAUUUCUGCAAGAAUAAUGGCGUCAAUGUUUGGUCAUGUUUAAUUUUGCAUAUUGAGUUUAAAACAUCCAAGAAAAACAAAGUCCACAUUGGAUCUUUGCGUUUAAUUUGCUCAGUUGUGAAACACUUGGUUUGGGGGACAGGCCUCGCUUUCUCUGCAGUGUUUUAUAUAAAGGAGAGCAUGACACGUUAAUUACAGCAGUAAUUGGAUCACCUUUGAGAUUCUGAGGGUUUUUGGCUUCUUAAAGUCCGUAUUCUCAUCCCACGUGGUUUUAUACUAACGUGUUCAUAGAUUAACUCCUUAAGAGAAUUUCGCCCUGUUAGUCCACCAACACUGACACACAGUGUGUCGUUUUUCUGGUUGUUAGAUCCCAUUAUGACAGUAAACUGGUUGUGUAUCAAUAAUAAUAAUACAUGCACGGUGUACUGUAUCCCCUGUUCGGAGACGUUGAGAUCAGAGAUGUACCGAUCGGGUAUUUUGUGGCGGCCAAUUUCCGAUCUUUCCGAUUUGUGGAAGCUUUGGCCAAAUUAUGCCAGUUUUAGUAAAUUGUGUUUCCUCCUUUAAAAGUUAUUAAAAGUAAAAAUACUU